Molecule: messenger RNA, 3233 nt
Organism: Talpa occidentalis (Iberian mole)
Lineage: Eukaryota; Metazoa; Chordata; Mammalia; Eulipotyphla; Talpidae
Gene: CERT1
Product: ceramide transporter 1
Exons: 18
Coding region: 420-2294 (624 amino acids)
Biological process (GO): ER to Golgi ceramide transport
Cellular component (GO): Golgi apparatus
Molecular function (GO): phosphatidylinositol-4-phosphate binding
Source: RefSeq, a predicted model, not a curated record
GGUAAAUAGUGGGCCAGGCAGGAAGAUGGCGGCCGUAGCGGAGGUGUGAGGGGAUCUCUGCAGCUGCAUUUUUCUCCCCUCUUCUUCCUUCCCUUUGCCGUCUGUGUUUGAGAUUGGCAUCCGAGGGGCUGGUUUCGGGUAGCGGAGCCGGGCGCAGCACAGGGGUCACGGGGACUGUGGGGGCGGCGGCUGACGGCUGGAAGGGCAGGCUUACUUCGCCUCGCGUCCUCCUUCCCCGGUCCGCUCAGUGUCAGGCGCGGCGCGGCGGGCGGACUUCGUCCCUCCUCCAGCUCCUCACAGCGCCGGAGCGGGCACUCUUCCCCUCGCUAGCCCCCGACCCUUCACCCGGGGGACUGGGCGCCUCCUCCGGCGCAGUUCAGGGAGCGGGGGCCGGUCUCCUGCUCGGCUGUCGCGCCUCCAUGUCGGAUAACCAGAGCUGGAACUCGUCGGGCUCGGAGGAGGAUCCGGAGACGGAGUCCGGGCCGCCUGUGGAGCGCUGCGGGGUCCUCAGCAAGUGGACAAACUACAUUCAUGGAUGGCAGGAUCGUUGGGUAGUUUUAAAAAAAAAUACUCUGAGUUACUACAAAUCUGAAGAUGAGACAGAAUAUGGCUGCAGAGGCUCCAUCUGUCUUAGCAAGGCUGUCAUCACACCUCAUGAUUUUGAUGAAUGUCGAUUUGAUAUUAGUGUAAAUGAUAGUGUUUGGUAUCUUCGUGCUCAAGAUCCAGAUCACAGACAACAAUGGAUAGAUGCCAUUGAACAACACAAGACUGAAUCUGGAUAUGGGUCUGAAUCUAGUUUGCGUCGACAUGGCUCAAUGGUGUCACUAGUGUCUGGAGCAAGUGGCUAUUCUGCAACAUCCACCUCUUCAUUCAAGAAAGGCCACAGUUUACGUGAGAAACUGGCUGAAAUGGAAACCUUUAGAGAUAUCCUAUGUAGACAAGUUGAUACGCUACAGAAGUUCUUUGAUGCCUGUGCAGAUGCUGUCUCCAAGGAUGAACUUCAAAGGGAUAAAGUGGUAGAAGAUGAUGAAGAUGACUUUCCUACAACACGUUCUGAUGGAGACUUCUUACAUAAUACCAAUGGCAAUAAAGAAAAGUUAUUUCCACAUGUAACACCAAAAGGAAUUAAUGGUAUAGACUUUAAAGGAGAGGCAAUAACUUUUAAAGCAACUACUGCUGGAAUCCUUGCUACACUUUCCCAUUGUAUUGAACUAAUGGUGAAACGUGAAGAAAGCUGGCAAAAAAGACUGGAUAAGGAAAAUGAGAAGAGGAGGAGGACAGAGGAAGCAUACAAAAAUGCCAUGAUAGAACUUAAGAAAAAAUCCCACUUUGGAGGACCAGAUUAUGAGGAAGGCCCAAAUAGUCUGAUUAAUGAAGAAGAAUUCUUUGAUGCUGUUGAAGCUGCUCUUGACAGACAAGAUAAAAUAGAAGAACAGUCACAGAGUGAGAAGGUCAGGUUGCAUUGGCCUACAUCUAUGCCUUCUGGAGAUACCUUUUCUUCUGUGGUGACGCAUAGAUUUGUCCAAAAGCCCUAUAGUCGCUCUUCCUCCAUGUCUUCCAUUGAUCUAGUCAGUGCCUCUGAUGAUGUUCACAGAUUCAGCUCCCAGGUUGAAGAGAUGGUGCAAAACCACAUGACUUAUUCAUUACAGGAUGUAGGUGGAGAUGCCAACUGGCAGUUGGUUGUAGAAGAAGGAGAAAUGAAGGUCUAUAGAAGAGAGGUAGAAGAAAAUGGGAUUGUUUUGGAUCCUUUGAAAGCUACUCAUGCAGUUAAAGGCGUUACAGGACACGAGGUCUGCAAUUACUUCUGGAAUGUUGAUGUUCGCAAUGAUUGGGAAACAACUAUAGAGAACUUCCAUGUGGUGGAGACAUUAGCUGAUAAUGCAAUUAUCAUUCAUCAAACACAUAAGAGGGUAUGGCCUGCUUCUCAGCGAGAUGUAUUAUAUCUUUCUGCCAUUCGAAAGAUACCAGCCUUGACUGAAAAUGACCCUGAAACUUGGAUAGUUUGUAAUUUUUCUGUGGAUCAUGACAGUGCUCCUUUAAACAAUCGAUGCGUCCGUGCCAAAAUUAACAUUGCUAUGAUUUGUCAAACGUUGGUAAGCCCACCAGAGGGAAACCAGGAGAUUAGCAGGGACAACAUUCUGUGCAAGAUUACGUAUGUAGCUAAUGUAAACCCUGGAGGAUGGGCACCGGCUUCAGUGUUAAGGGCAGUGGCAAAGCGGGAAUAUCCAAAGUUUCUAAAACGUUUUACUUCUUACGUCCAAGAAAAAACUGCAGGAAAAUCUAUAUUGUUCUAGUAUUGACAGUUACUGAAACAAGGCUGUGUGACAUUCCAUGUUGGAGGAAAAACUAAAAAAACAAAAGCGAUGCUCUAAGCUGGAACAUAGGAUCUACAGCCUUGUCUGUGGCCCAACCCCUUGGCCUUGUGUACAAAAUGAAGAAAUACUGCAAUAGCUAAGCUGAACAUCUAACACUAGCUGUAUCCUGCUAGAUCUCCUUGCUCAGCCUAUAACUACUAUAAAUACAUGUACAAUUACAUGUAUAUGGCUAUAUUUUUAUUUGCUUGCUUCUAGAAAAGAAAAAAAAUCAACUUUGGAUCACAAGUAGGAAUUAAUGCUUUAAUUUUGGAAACUUUUUCAGAAUUUUUAAUUUACUAUGGUCCGGCCUAAGAGCCUCAGUUGUAUCAGAUUUUGUGCACAAAAGAAAAGCACAAAUGUUGAACGCACAUGGAGAAUGUGCUUUCUGUGCACCAAAUAAUCUGGAUGGGGUUCUUCUUUUAGGCCUUCAGUGAAAUCUGUGUCCAGAACUUUUUGACUUUUUUGCUUUGUAUAAUCAUAGAAUUAAUUGCUGCUGAUUUCUAUAAUGAUUCACAUUGUCAUGUAAAAUGUCUCUUAAUAACUGAGGGCUGUCAAUAAUCUGUGAUUUUGCCUUUUAUAUUAGUCUUAACUCCAAUGAAGAACCUUGGUUCUGAUGGAGAAAGAGUGAAAGCUUUAUUUUUUUCCCCCAGAUAUCUUUAUAUUUCUAUUGUAUUUUUUAGUUGUGUAUUGUGUGCUACAGAUUUUUUUCAGUUUGUUACAAACACAAUUUGGUAAUUCCUCAGUUGAAUCUGCCUGCCUCUAAACAGAAACAUCGAUACGAAUUUUGUGGGUAUAAACUACUUUCUCGUAAAACAGUCAGGAUAAAACAAGCUCAUAUUUGCCUGGAAUUAUAGGAGGAGAUGUGGUGCUUGUUAAAGC